Ustilago hordei is the source of this 5151-nucleotide messenger RNA. RefSeq lists its product as uncharacterized. The record is from RefSeq and is a predicted model, not a curated record. NCBI's taxonomy places the organism in Eukaryota, Fungi, Basidiomycota, Ustilaginomycetes, Ustilaginales, Ustilaginaceae. The transcript has a single exon. Bases 1 to 5151 code for a protein of 1716 amino acids.
AUGGAUGAGAACAGUCGAGCUUCAGAGGCUCGUAAGCUGCCGCAGACCGCUGCCAACUUCUUCGUCGGCACCAACUCCAGAGUACCUCGUAUGACACUUGCUCAAUCGUCGCAUAUCAUACCCAUGCCAAUGUCAGCAACCUCAUCGGCCUUCCCAUCGUCCAAAACUGUUCUCAGCAGACUUCGACCAACGCCUUUCCCCAACUCUACAUCGACAGCCAAACCACCAAGCUCACCUCGAUAUCUUGCAAAGCAGGGUGGCAAGGUGGCCAAGGCUGUACAGCACUUUUCAAAGGCAGCAGAGGACGAGGAAGAAGUCGCUUCAAUUGACCCUGUCAUUCCCACAACAGAGUCAGUGAUCCAGCAGACCCGGCAGACCCAGCAGACCCAGCAGACCCAGCAGACCCAGCAGACCCAGCAGACCUCGACCAGCACAAGAGAUGAUAGUGCAUCCAUGACAACGACGAGCGCUGUCGCAGUCGAAAGCAUCCCUCUUGCUUCAUCAAAGUCUCAGGAAGCGCAGCCGUCAGAUCUUGACGUUAUCCUCCAGAACUCGACUACCGCUGGACAAAAUAGUCGUAUGACGACUGAAGCUCAAACUUUGACAGACAAUUCAUCCCCGCAGCAAAGUAUGAAGGAAACACAGAGCCUCACGCCGACCGACAACUCUGUCUUGUUCUCUGCAGGAUCUAGCUUCACCCGCCCGGCUCGCAGCUCUCACUCUCGACCCGCCUCGCAAUGCGAAGCCAUCAACCCUGCCCAUCAGCUGUCGACACAGACAAGCUCUUCUGAAAGCCACGUCAAAGCUCACGACCCAUCACCACAACGUGUCAAUCAUUCUGGCGUGGAAACUUUCCUAGCAUCCUCCGCAGGCCAUGAGACGACCUCGUUGCUGCUCAGCUCGAAAGAGCCGCCAAAUCUUACUUGGCAGACUGACCAGACCAGCAUCACUUCUCAAGCCGCUCACAUUGAGGGCCUCUUUCCCUCAUCAGCACAGGAUGGGGCGGAAAAGAGCAUGCACUUGGCCUCCUCAACUUCCCAAAAACCACUGCCUGCUCAGAGAGAGCUCAUCACAGCAGAUACUACUACCCAAGAGACACAAGAAAGUCUUUCUCGCUCCCAAGUCUCUUUAGCAAGCUUGCCCUCAACCAUCUCAACAACUGCACCCCACCAUCCCUCCUCGACUCUCAAGUCAGCAUUCUCUGACUCAACAGAUCCGACGGCGUCGCCAAACCCCUUCGACAGGCUGCCCUGCAGAGCGGCCACGCGGACGAGCCAGUCGAUGGGCAAGGUUGCAGAAGAUCAUGUCGGCACAGCAGAUCCCUCUCUCGAAAGGUCAGGGCCUUCGCAUCAGAACGGGACGGUCCCUGGCAAGGCCACAGAUCCAAACGCCGUCCGAGAAUCUGGUGGAGCAGAAAUUCCAGAUGCAGCGGAAAUAGUAGAAAGAUUGGACACCGACUCUGAAAGCGAUGCUUCAUGGGAAGACGGUCUCCUUGACCGAGUGUACGCCGAUAGCGAGCAAUCUUUCCCUCAAGAAAUCCUUCAAGCCUCACCAUCCGGACCGACGGGCCCCUCAGAUCAUCUCGUGAUCGGAGAAGUAAUCGAACUGGUCUCAGCGGGCGGCAAAAACGCGCGAGCUUUCUUUCCCACCGACGUGCACCCUGUGCCAGAAGACCAACAAUCGGCUCACGCAGAACAGUCAGUGGCGCCGUUCUACGCCAGCUCGUCGGGUAACGAAGAGAUCUUGGCAGAGCUUAUAGACGAAGUGGAGGAUGCGGAUACGGAGCCCUAUGUCAAGCCUCGAGACUCGCUCAUCGAAAGGACCACUUCUUGGCUCAAGCACACGAUGGUCGAAGCUGUCAACUCUUCGAGCGAUGAUGGCGACGCCGACAUCCAUACAGCAGCAGAUAGCACAUUGCUCGAGUUAGCUGACACAGAACGCCAAGUGGAAGCGAAGCCGCAAUCUACGCACAAUGCUCCUGGCGAGGUUCUCUUGCAACCUUUUUCUGGAGUGUCCGCUCUAGGUGCCUCCGAUUCGGAUGCUGUCGAGAAGGAUGAAGGCAUCCACCGACACGUUAAUAGGUUAGAGCAAGCCUCUCCUCCACAACCACUCAAUGACCGGCCACUCCUGGGUCAAAAGCUGUCUCGGUCCUUUUCUCAACGAAAGAAGCUCGGACAGACGUCAUUCAAGCCCAUCAAGAUUCCCGGUCGACUCAACAUCCCUCAACGUGAGCCAGAUCUGGUUGCCUCAAGACCUCGCCAAGAGAGCUUGCAUCUUUUACCAGCUCUCAACAAGUCCAAAAGACCAGCCCUCGAAGAGCAGCCUCGCCAAAAGGUAGAUGUCACUAAUCAAGGUGACUUGCAGUGCCUUCUCCUCGCACGGUCCCAGCCCGGAGCAAAAGUUGCGGAGCCAGUGACACCGUCGACAAGGCAGCAAGUAGGAAGGAUGGUGAAGGAUUGGGACGAUAGUGAGGAGGAAGAAGCAGAAGUUGCCUCCGUCGGUGUCGCCAGGCGUAUGACACUCAAGCGGAUGUCGGGGUUCACUGUUCAUGGCAGUCCACGGCGUGAACUCAAGAUUUUGCCUGGGAAGCUAAGGCAGAGAGAAGAGGUUGUGGACACCGAAGAUAUUGCCCUUCCAGCGAAACAGACUAAGCGCACGCUGUUGAAGCAGAUGCCUGACCUGAAUGCCCACUCGAAACCGCAGCACAUCCAGAGGAAGUCGCCAGGCAAGCUGACUCGGCGUGCAGUAGAGGUAUCCGGAUCUGAAGAACCACAGACGAAGCGGAUGCUGCUGAAGACCUUGCAUAACAUCGAUUCUCCUGCAGUGUCGCAGCUUCCGCCCGGCAAGCUCGCCCCUCAACCUACAAAGGUUGGAUUUGACACCGAAGAGCAACCUCGACCGAUGCCUGGCAAGCUCCGUCAACCCAAUAUGGAGCCAGCUUCACCUACAAAGCCGACGAGACCUUUGCCAGGCAAGCUUGCACACCAUAAGCAAGAGGAAUCACAGUCAGAUGCAGAGGAUCAGCGGAGGCCGCUUCCGGGUAAGCUCGCUCGAGAUGCGCUGACGACAGAGACGGCUUCCUCUCGAACCUCAAGGCCGAUACCGGGCAAGCUGUCAAUAGCAGCUGUUGAGUCGGAGCCUGGCUUGGUGGAAAAGCAGGGAUCAUCACCUGGUAAGUUGUCGCCUUGGGUUGUAGAAGACGCUACCUCUGCUCGGGUGCCGCAGCCGUCGCCAUGCAAGCUGUCAUCAUGGUUGGCUGAAGAGACUACUGCCGAGAAAGACUGGUCGCCACCGGGCAAGCUGAAAAGACAUCCCGAAGAAGCAGUCUCUCCUAAAGAGCCACGUUCGCUACCAGGAAAGCUGCCUCGAUACGAUGCACAUCCAACUUCAGGCGCUGCUCUUCCGGAGCCAAGAUCAGCACCUGGUAGGCUUGCACGAGAUUCUGUCGAGCAGAAGUCAGGUUCUGCCGGGGAAUCCCGAUCUUUGCCAGGCAAGUUGCAACCGCGUGUCGCCCAAGUCUCCACCCUUGAAAAGCCGCGAUCGAUACCAGGCAAGCUAUCACGACAAGCAUUCAAGCCAGAGCCAGCACAAGCAUCUCGACCGAUUCUAGGCAAACUCCCGACGUACGAACCAGAAAGUCCCCGAUCGAGCGAGGUUCGCUCGUCACAUGACAAGCUUCCCGAUCACAUCUUUGAGCAACCAUCUUCUGUUGAGCGGCGAUCACGACCAUCACCCGGCAAGCUUUCACAACAUCUCUUCGAGCCGGCUCCUACGGUCGAGCUCCAACCAGUGCUUCGACCCCUUCGAAACCUUGUCCACACAUACGAGACGCCGCUUCCACCAGAAAAGACAAAGUCAAUGAUUGUGCGGCGGAAGCGAGCUCCAACGAUGGCUGCUUUCGCAAACGAGCGUCCCUCGCUCCAAUACAGCAGCCUCGCCUCUGCUCAAGAACCACUCCCGGCUUCCGAUCAACAAGUCGAGCCGCAAGAAAUCCUUCAACCACAAGUCGGCGCCGCUAUCUCUGAACACCCAUCAUCGCCUUGCGUACAGCAAGCACCGACCACAACACCAAGAUCAGAUACUAGUCGCUUACUCAAACCUCUCCGCCUCGCGACCUCUUCGUCGACCUUUAGCACGCCUCGAAGGAGACCGGAUGCGAGCGUUACCGACACUUCGCCACGCACGGUGACUUCGGAGCUUUGGACUCCGAACACGAGCAAUCCUGCUCAUUCCGCUGUUACGGAAGAGAGUUGUGUGACGGGGUCGAUGGGUUCUGCGCAGACGAGACAAGCUAACCUGCAAGGUCACAAGGUAGGAGCGCGCGAUCGAAGGGCAGAGGUCUUCGGAACUUUUUACGAGGGUGUUCCGGGUCGCGGACGGAGUCAUACCAUGCAGCGUUCGCCUAAUCGUCCGAAAGGUGGUGUGGUGAAUCGUCCACGGUCGCCUCACGCGCAUCUUGAUAUGCGAAACGACUUCGAGUAUGGCCAUGCUGAAGGUCAAUCUAAUCAGGGCACGCAUUACCGAGGGAACUAUCAUCGUUUAGAGCCAAACCGAUCAAUACCAGCUCAUGCUGCAGAAGCUUAUCCAUCAGCUGCAUCCACCGGAGCUGGAUUCGAUAUAAGUUUCUCCCUUACCCAUCCCAACAUUACUCCCCAUCGCGCUGAUGGCACGUUGCUCGAAUUCGGACUUCGCGUACACAUCCGCCCUACUCUUACCUCUCCCUCAGCAUCGCAGCACUACCGCACUAAAGUUCAGGUGAGUCCAGAGCAAUAUGAAUACUCCAACCUGCCUCAAGAGGAGAUGUCGAGGGUUCAAGAGGAUGCGCAAGAAUACCUCCUCCAUAGGUUUGUUUCUCCUUUGCAUCGGCAGAGAAGUGGUACGAACGAGGCAUACCGCGAUCUGGGUUUAAGCUCUCCUUUCUUAGCUGCUGAUCAUAAAAGGGCUUAUGGAGGUGGUGGGAGCUCGAGAGGGACAAGCGCUACACAUGCCACAAGGAGUGACGGUAACGAGGUUGCGGGAGUCUCACCGAUGUCAAGGAGAGCAAGGCAAACUUCAAGUGCAACUGGUUUGGUUUCGCCUUUGCCUUACAUCAAAAGGGCUUCUGCAAGGAUGGUGAAUAGUUACAAUUCUGCUUCAUUCACAUAUACAUAG